AGUGUCAAAGAAGAAGAACAUCCCUUAAGUCCGAUGAAUUGAUAGCUUUUGUUUAUUACCGUUAAUUUUGUGUCAUUUAUACUUAACAAACCCCUCAUCCAGGCGGGUGAAUAAAACGGGGCGCACAUGUCUUGUUGGGCUGUAUGAAAGUACUGUACUAAAGGACAUGAACCACCAGGCUUUUUAAAGCAAGAUGAACCGACCAAAACCAGCAACUCUGAGGCGUCCCAGCGCUGCGAAGCCUUCUGGUCAUCCCCCACCGGGAGACUUCAUUGCUCUCGGAUCAAAAAGCCAAAGUGGGGAUGCAAAAGCCCCAGCUGUGCUCCUGAAGCCAGCAGCUCCUGGUUUACCUGCAGACCGCAAGAGAGAGACCGCCUCCAACCUCCCUUCGUCAUCUGGACUGUCCAGCCUUACCAAGCGGCCUAAGCUUUCCACCACUCCUCCAGUCAGUGCCCUAGGAAGACUCGCUGAUGUUGCUGCUGUGGACAAGAGGGCUAUAUCGCCCUCCAUCAAAGAGCCUUCUGUUGUCCCCAUUGAAGUGUCACCGGUUGUGUUGUUGGAUGAGAUUGAAGCGGCCGAGUCAGAAGGAAACGAUGAUCGCAUUGAGGGCUUACUUUGUGGAGCUGUGAAGCAACUGAAAAUGAACAGAGCCAAGCCUGACAUCACGCUGUACCUUAGUCUCAUGUUUUUGGCUAAGAUCAAGCCAAACGUGUUUGCAACAGAAGGAAUAAUAGAGGCUUUGUGCAGUCUUCUGCGUCGAGAUGCUUCCAUCAACUUCAAAGCCAAAGGCAACAGCCUUGUAUCUGUCCUAGCCUGCAACCUGCUGAUGGCAGCUUACGAAGAGGAUGAGAACUGGCCCGAAAUAUUUGUUAAGGUUUACAUCGAAGACUCCCUGGGGGAACGAAUUUGGGUGGACAGUUCCCACUGUAAGAAUUUUGUCGACAACAUCCAAACUGCUUUUGGAACGAAGAUGCCUCCGAAGAGUAUGCUGCUGCAGGCUGACACUGGUCGCACGGCCGGUGACCUCAGUGCAGGUAGCAGCCCUCAUCCAUCAAACCCUGAUGAGGAUGAUAGCCAGACAGAACUGCUGAUCGCAGAAGAGAAACUCAGCCCAGAGGACGAAGGACAGGUCAUGCCAAGAUAUGAAGAGCUGGCGGAGAGUGUGGAGGAUUAUGUUCUGGAAGUCCUCAGGGAUCAGUUGAAUCGCAGGCAGCCCAUGGAUAAUGUGUCCAGAAACUUGCUUCGCCUGCUCACAGCUACGUGUGGUUACAAGGAGGCAAGACUCAUGGCCGUGCAGAGAUUGGAGAUGUGGCUUCAGAAUCCAAAAUUGACACGACCCGCCCAAGAUCUCCUCAUGUCGCUGUGCAUGAAUUGCAACACGCAUGGAGCAGACGACAUGGAGGUCGUCUCUAACUUGAUCAAGAUUCGUCUGAAACCUAAAGUCCUGUUGAAUCACUACAUGCUGUGUGUCAGAGAGCUACUAAAUGCACACAGAGACAAUCUGGCCACCAUGGUGAAGCUGGUGAUCUUCAAUGAGCUUUCAAACGCCAGGAAUCCCAACAACAUGCAGGUUCUCCAUACAGUUUUGCAGCACAGCCCUGAGCAGGCGCCAAAGUUCCUGGCCAUGGUGUUCCAGGACUUGCUCACCAACAAGGAUGACUAUCUGAGAGCAUCCCGUGCGUUACUGAGGGAGAUCAUCAAACAAACCAAGCAUGAGAUCAAUUUCCAGUCUUUCUGUUUCGGGUUAAUGCAGGAGCGUAAAGAAUCCAGCUACGUGGACAUGGAGUUCAAAGAGCGUUUCGUCAUCCAAGUGACAGAUUUGCUGACUGUCUCCAUGAUGUUGGGCAUCACUGCCCAGGUCAAAGAAGCAGGCAUCGCUUGGGACAAAGGAGAGAAGAAGAAUCUGGAGGUCCUGAGAUCGUUUCAGAAUCAGAUUGCAGCAAUACAGAGGGAUGCUGUAUGGUGGCUUCACACCGUCGUUCCCACCAUCAGCAAAGUCGGUGCCAAAGACUACAUCCACUGCCUUCACAAGGUUCUCUUCACGGAGCAGCCGGAAACAUACUACAAGUGGGACAACUGGCCCCCUGAGAGCGACAGAAAUUUCUUCUUGCGCCUCUGCUCAGAGGUGCCCCUGCUGGAGGACACGCUAAUGCGCAUCCUGGUGAUCGGACUCUCCCGAGACUUGCCUCUUGGUCCGGCUGAUGCUAUGGAGCUCGCUGAUCACUUGGUUAAAAGGGCCGCUGGAGUUCAGUCUGAUGAUUUAGAGGUGUUGAAAGUAGAGAGGAUCCAACUGAUUGAUGCUGUCUUGAACUUGUGUACAUACCAUCAUCCUGAGAACAUCCAGCUUCCAGCAGGGUACCAGCCUCCAAACCUGGCCAUAUCCACUCUUUAUUGGAAAGCUUGGUUGCUGUUGCUCGUCGUAGCUGCAUUCAAUCCACAGAAAAUUGGUUUGGCUGCGUGGGACGGCUACCCAACUCUGAAGAUGCUCAUGGAGAUGGUCAUGACAAAUAACUACACCUACCCACCCUGCACCGUUGCCGAUGACGACACAAAGACGGAGAUGAUCAGUCGUGAGCUGCAGGUCUCUCAGAGGGAGAAGCAGGAGAUCCUGGCCUUUGAAAGCCACUUGGCUGCAGCUUCGACCAAGCAGACCAUAACGGAGAGCAAUAGUCUGCUCUUAUCUCAGCUGACCAGUUUGGAGCCGCGAGGCCCACCUCGAAGACCUCCUCCGCAGGUCCAGGAACAAGUCAAGACCCUGAACCAGUCCCUGCGCCUCGGCCACCUCCUCUGCCGCAGCCGCAGCCCCGACUUCCUUCUUAACAUUAUCCAGAGACAGGCCUCCUCCCAGUCUAUGCCAUGGCUGGCUGAUUUGGUCCAGUCCAGUGAGGGGUCCUUAGAUGUGCUGCCGGUGCAGUGCCUGUGUGAAUUUCUGCUGCAUGAUGCUGCAGACGACUCUCUCUCCAUAGAUGACGACGAUGAAGCAGAGAGCAAGGAACAGAGGGCCAAGAAAAGACAGAGACAACAGAAGCAAAGACAGCUGCUUGGCCGGCUUCAGGAUCUUUUGUUGGGUCCUAAAGCUGAUGAACAGACAACAUGUGAAGUCCUGGACUACUUCCUGCGACGGCUCAGUUCCUCUCAAGUGGCUUCACGAGUCCUGGCGAUGAAGGGUCUCUCUUUGGUUCUGAGCGAGGGUGGGUUGAAAGAUGGAGAGGAGCGAGACCAGCCAAUGGAGGAAGACUCGACAGAUGCUGAGCUGUUGCCAGGCUACCAGUGGCUGCUGCAGGAUCUCCCCAAGCUUCCGAUGUUUGACAGUGUUAGAGGAAUGACAUCCACUGCCCUACAGCAGGCAAUACACAUGGAAACUGAUCCACAAACGAUCAGUGCUUACCUCAUCUAUCUAUCCCAGCAUGCACCAGUAGAGGAGCAGGCGUCUCACAACGACCUUGCUUUGGAUGUUGCCCGGCUGAUAGUCGAGCGCUCCACCAUCAUGAACAGCCUUUUCUCCAAACACUCGUACAGACCGGAGGCUGAUGCUGUGCUCAGCGCUUUUCUCAACAUCUUCUCCGCUUACAUCAGGCGAAUGAGGAAGACGAAGGAUGGAGAGGAUCUUUACAGCUGGUCUGAAUCUCAGGACCAGGUUUUCCUGCGGUGGACCACAGGAGAAACCGCUACAAUGCACAUCCUGGUUGUCCAUGCUAUGGUCAUCCUCCUCACCCUUGGACCCCCCAAAGGAGAGAGUGACUUCUUCAAUCUCCUGGACAUAUGGUUCCCUGAUAAGAAACCUUUGCCUGUGGCAUUCCUGGUGGACACAUCAGAGGAGGCCCUUCUGCUUCCUGAUUGGUUGAAACUCCGGAUGAUUCGAUCAGAGGUCGCUAGACUGGUUGAUGCAGCCUUACAAGACCUAGAGCCACAGCAGCUGCUUUUGUUCGUCCAGUCUUUUGGGAUCCCUGUGUCCAGCAUGAGUAAGCUGCUGCAGUAUUUGGACCAGGCCGUCUCUCACGAUCAGCAGACUCUGGAGGAGAACAUCAUGGACAAACAUUACAUGGCCCACUUGGUUGAGGUGCAGCAUGAGCGAGGAGCCACUGGGGGGCACACUUUUCAUGCUUUACUGAGCUCUUCUCUUCCUCCUAGCAGAGACGGUAACGAGACAAGUAAAAUGAAAGUAUCCACUGAGGCGCCGCACGGCUCAGUCAAGAUGAGAGCUGCUAGUCAGCUUCCUGUCGUGGGACCGAAGGAUGAUCUGACUGGAAUGUUGCUCCAGAUCUUUCCAAUAAAACCAGACCCCCGCUGGCCUGGCCCCCCGCCCAGCCAGCUGUCUCUGGCUUUGCAGCAGUCCCUGGCAAAAGAACUGAUGUUGGCCAAGAAAGGCCACAUCCAGCAAGGCGGACUUGCCUUUUGUCUCCUGAAAGCCAUUGCUACUUUACUAACCUCUGCGCACGGAGGACCCAUCGUCAUGUCAAUGCACCGUCACCACUCCCUCUCUUGUCCUCUUAUGCGCCAGCUGCAUCUCUACCUGCGUCUAGUGUCCCAGGACAACACCUUCUCCUCGCUAUUCCUCAAGGUCAUCGUUGAAAUGUUGAUCUGGUUGGACAAUCCAACUGUAGAGGCAGGACCACUGAAGACAUUAGUGAAGUCCCUUGCUGGUCAGAACUCUCUGAAACACAGACACAAUGAUGUGCGCACUGGAUUCAUCCACCUGGCUGAAGCGCUGGCGUAUCACACAGAUACAGAUGUCCCAUUGAGAACAAUUAUUUCAAUGUUGAGGGCUGGGGAGAGGUGCAAUGCCGAGGCGGAGCUCAUCGCAAAAGUGUUACAUGGCUUGAUGGAAGUGAAGUCUCCAUAUCUGGAGGAGCUACUGUCUCUUUUGAUGACCGUCGGAACACAGAAUGGUACAGCUGGCCCUGUCGCCAUGGUGAUCUCUCUGCUUCUCCAGGAAAGUGAAGAGCGAGCCAUUAAAAAGGAGGCUGAUCUAAAAAGUUUUAGUUCUGAGGUGACCAAAUCGGGCCUGAGUUCUGGACUACUUGUGGACUGGAUGGAGUAUCUGGACCCGGAGGUGACGUCUGUGUGCCCAGACCUUCAGCAGAAGCUUUUGUUUGCUCUAAAUAAGGCUAAAGGAACUCCAGCCUACAGACCAUAUCUCUUAGCUUUGCUGACUCAUCAGUCCAACUGGUCUACACUGCUGCAGUGUAUCAGCUCCAUCCUCGGCAAACAAAGGGACUACAAAUUGGACCCGUCCUCUGCCCUGGACUUCCUCUGGGCCUGCAGCCAUAUCCCUCGUAUCUGGCAGGGACGCGACCAGAAGAUCCCACAAAAAAAAACAGAGAAGUUUGUGUUGCGCCUCAGCUCAGAGGAGCUGAUCAGCCUGGUGGACUUGAUACUGUCAGAGUCGGAGCUCAACAGCCGAGAGUCUCCCAGCAAUGACAAGAACUCUCUGGAACAGACGUCCUGCUCUCUCAUCCAGUCCCGGCUGCCCCUCCUACACUCCUACUGCAACGCAGAUCUGGGGAACAUCAAGAGAGUAACAGAGUAUCUCAUGAACUGCACCAAGAAGUAUGAAGACAGCGCCAUGAGCAAACGUUGCCAGAACCUUCUUCUGCAGAUCUACCUCCACUUCCCUGAGGUGAUCCAGCAUGUCACCUUGCCCGAAGGCACGCUGAGCAGUGGAGGAGCAGCGGAAAGCAGUAGCUGCAAGCUGGAUGUUCUUGUCCACCGGCUGGUCACACUGCUGGCUGAUGUCGGAGACUCCAAGUCAGUCGAGGGUCGUGUUUCCGAUGCAAACCUGGCCUGCAGGAAACUUGCUGUCUCUCAUCCCGUCUUGCUGCUAAGACACCUGCCAAUGAUCGCUGGUCUGCUUCACGGUCGCGUUCAUCUCAACAUGCAGGAGUUCCGGCAGCAGAACCACAUGACUUUCUUCAGCAACGUCCUCGCCAUCCUGGAGCUGCUGCAGCCGCUGCUGUUCCACAGCGACCACCAGAAGGCGCUACAGGACUGCCUCCUGUCGUUCAUGAAAGUACUUCAGAACUUCCAGAGGACCCGCUCCCCGUUAAUCUUCAUCAACAAGUUCCUGCAGUUCACACAGAAGUACAUCACAAACAACGCUGCCGCUGCCAUUCCUUACUUGCAGAAGCACUCCAACAUCCUGCAGAACCUGUGUGCUGAAAACCCUGACUUGGUGCAGCUGAAGUCUCUGCUGGCUGGACUCACUCUGCCAGUGAAAAACUCUUCUUCAGAGGUGGCUGAAGAUGAAAGAGAUGAUGACGUGGCAGCCGGGUCGCUGCCUUUAGUGAACAUCUCCGCCUCGGUCCCUCUGAGCGGUGCCGACAUGACGAUGUACCUGAAGAAGCUGUCAAGAGGAGAAGCAGUGGAGGACGUGCUGGAGGUGUUGACAGAAGUGGAUGAGAAGUCGCGGAGGAGCCCGGAGAUCAUCCAGUACUUCAUCAGCGACCUGCAGAGACUCAUGACGUCGUCUGAGGAGCUGAGUCGCAACAUGGCUUUCAGUCUGGCUCUGCGGUGCAUCCAGAACAAUCCCUGUCUUGCAACGGACUUCCUGCCCACCUUCAUGUACUGCAUGGGCAGUGGAAACUUCGAUGUCAUACAGACGGCGCUGAGGAACCUUCCAGAGUACGUGCUUCUAUGUCAAGAACACGCCGACAUCCUGCUGCACAAAGCGUUUUUAGUGGGUAUUUACGGACAAAUUGACACCAGUUCGAUGAUCUCUGAGUCCAUGAAGGUUCUUCACAUGGAGGCCACCACAUAACUGCACACCAAACGCUUUGCCUAAACCUUGUAUGACAACUGUAUUAGCCGUUAUUAGAUUGUAAUUACUCAUCUGGUAUUCACUGUAGUGUCAUGAAGAAACUGGAAAUUGGCAGUAUAGCUCACACUUGUGUGGAUUUAUUACUGUUUUCGCCAACUGACACACGUUAGAUGGUUCCAUUCAUAAACUAGUGUCAUGACUUUCGGAAAGGUGGGUUUAGUGCUACAUUUUUAUAAUCUGUAUUUUUGAAGCAAAGCUGCAUUUUUAAGUCGUUUAAAGGUGAAUCUUUCCGUUAAAAAUGAGAUUAGGAAUUUGUGCCAAAAUGUCACCUCGAGCUUUUCUGCACUGUUGAAUCAUAGUUUCUUUAGCAUUACCAUCUGAAAUAAUUCAACUGGAAAACAUGACUGCAGAAAAAUGUCAAAAACAACUGUCAACUCAAUAAAGAAACACCAGAGUCUUGGUUUUACUGCCUGGACUCACUUGUUUUUUUUGUUUGUUUGCUUGAGUCUCUCCAUUCGGAAAAGCCAUCCAAUGGAUUUCACAACUAGAGGAAGUGAAUUUGUGGAAAAAUUCACUCUAAUGUAAUUGAAACUGACAUGCAAGUGGAUGAGGUUUAGCCUUGUAAAUCAUAAUAUAAGUCAUAUCACUGUAAAUGAGUGAAACAAUUCAUAUCUUGUUUUUCUUCCCUGGAAUCAUGGUUUUUACUUUAGGAUUAAAAGCAGAUUAGCUGGGAGACACUUCUGCCUUGAAAAUGUGAGUUGUUUUUCUGACUCGAUCCUCAAGCCUCUUGAUGUAGUCACAGCCGCUAGUCAAACAAAGUGUCUCAGUGGCGGGAAACCAGGAAAGUGAAGGUCUCCUUUCUUGCUAAAUUAAGCGUAGAGGUA
Molecule: messenger RNA, 7641 nt
Organism: Synchiropus splendidus (mandarinfish)
Lineage: Eukaryota; Metazoa; Chordata; Actinopteri; Syngnathiformes; Callionymidae
Gene: ints1
Product: integrator complex subunit 1
Exons: 48
Coding region: 194-6757 (2187 amino acids)
Biological process (GO): U2 snRNA 3'-end processing
Cellular component (GO): integrator complex
Source: RefSeq, a predicted model, not a curated record